UCAGCAAUAUUUUGCAAACAGGAAUUCUGCAUACAAAAGGGAAGGGAGUUCGAGGGAGUGUACAAAAGAAUGCAGAGAUAAGAUUAAAAAUGGCUGCAAUGUUUUCUCUUAGAGAUGACGCUAACUUGAGGGAGUUUGUGCUGGAGAAUGUGGAGCACUUUGGAGAAGAGAGAGUUCUAGGAACUGGCUCCUAUGGCUCUGUUCAAGAGGUGAUGAUCAAUGGUGAGGUGUAUGCAGCCAAGAAGAUCCACGAGGUUCUCCUGGAGACGGACAAGCGUGGUGGAGUGGCCAACAUAGCUGGCAACUACCACCGAGAGUGUCGACUCAUGGCUCGCAUCCGUCACCCAAACAUCACCCAGUUCAUUGGGCUGUGUUUCGUGACUGGCUCUCGACUGCCCCUCCUGGUCAUGGAGAGGCUGGACUCAAGUCUGGACGAUCUCCUGGAGUCUACUCCCAACAUCCCCCUCUCUGUCUGCCAGUACAUUCUGGUCUGUGUGGCUCAAGGGCUGCUCCACCUGCAUUGUGAGUCCGUGAUCCAUCGUGACCUCACUGCUAGGAACGUCCUGCUGACGGUAUCUCUGAGAGCCAAGAUCACAGACUUUGGUAACUCUCGUAUCGUGAAUCUGGAGCCUGGUCGACUGGCCAGGACUCUGACGAGGUUUCCUGGGACACUGGUGUACAUGCCGCCCGAGGCCCUCUCUGACGGAGGCCACAGUGUGUACGGACCCAGUCUGGACGUCUUCUCUUUCGGAGUGCUGCAAUUAUUUGCACUCACACAAGUGUUUCCAGGAGAUCUCCUUGCCCCUACGUACAGCGACCCCAACAACCCAGACCACCUUCUGGCUCGCUCAGAGUUUGAGCGUCGAGGUCCCUACACGGCUCUCCUUGAGAGGAGUUUGGCGGGUGGACGUGAGCACCCUCUGUUUGGUCUGGUGAGGGAGUGUCUGGCCAACACCCCAGAGAGAAGACCGGCCACCACUGACCUCCUCUCGUCUCUGGAGGAGGUGGGGAGGGAGAUGGACGGAGGACUGCUCCAGCUGGACAUUGCACGAGUGAAGACUGCCAGGACCCUCAGGGCAAAGGAGAAGAGGAUAGAGGUUCUACAGAGAGAGGUGGUCGAGAAGGACAGGAUACUGGAGAGGAAAGAUGAGCAACUGACUGAGAAAGACGCACUUCUGGCACAAAAAGAUGAGGAAGUAGCAGACAAAGAUACUCAGCUUGCUAGACAGCAACAGAUAUCGAAUAGUGUCCGUGCUGAUGCUGCCACCAAAGAUGGUAUGAUUGCUGACAAAGACAGACAACUCAGUGAACUGGAGUCAACAAUUAUUUCCCAGAGAGAGGCUGCUCUAGUUGAGAGGGACGCUCUCUUACAGGCACACAGGGAACAGAUUCAGCACAAAGAUGCUGAGCUGGUCAGGAGAGACGCCAUCAUUCAACAGCAGAGACAGGUGAUUUCCCGGGAAAAGGGCGUUUGCUAAUACGACCUCGCAGAGAAGUUUCUGCAGAUCCUGAUUGAACCAUGUCACCAUGAGAACAUUGAGAGCACUUGUUAAUGCAGAUUUUUCUCUAUUUUUAGGGUACUAAUUUUGGCGAAUUUAAAGUUUGGAGUCUGAUACAGAUGAAAAAAGGGCUAACUUGCAUAGCAUAAUAAUUAUUAUUAUCAAAAGUACAUUUUCAUGAAAGAAAAAGUUUUUAUUUUUGUUAAUGAGUUCAUUACAUGCGUUUUAUUAUUAGUGGAUACUUAAUUAAGGAACAAGGGGUAGCACUAUUAGUAACUAUCGGAUCCUGGCCUAGAUCUUUCACUAUAAUUAUUGUACUACGUACGUAGCUAUUAUAUAGCUAUAGCUUAAGUUUUCAAUGAAAGCACCACAGGUGCUAAUGCCUCGGUGGAGGUGUCAAAGCUACAUAACAUAUAAAGCUACUAUAGCUAUAAGCAAUAGCAUGCACGCAUUUUUAUCAUGAUUGCAUUAAUAAAAUUAAUUUUGCUGCAUGCAGAAUCACAGAGGAACUCAAAGAGUGCGUAAUGAUCGGUCAUGAUUGUUGUUGUAAACGAUUCAUGCCAAAAGUCUAAGUCUAAAAUGAAUGGUUGCAUCCAGAGAAGGUACGACAUCCGCGUGUCAAAGGAAGUUUUUUAAACUCACAUUCCUUAGGUCAAAGUUCAAUUGCGUAUUACCUGCCAAACUUAAACAUAAGCACUGGGCAAUUUUUAGCUGCCAAGAGUCUGAUUCGUGCACUGUUUGAUCUAGGUUAUAGCUAUCAACCAUCGUUUCGGCUUCAGAAUCUUCAGGAGGGAGGCGGCCUGGAGUUGCUGUGAGUAUCACUUUGUUUGAUGUGCUAUUGAACUUUGACCAGGAUAUAAUAAGGAAUGUGGGUCUUUAAGACACAGAUGUCUUACCUCCUCUGGGUUGCAUCAGCAGAGCCUUGCAACUCUCUUUUAGCUUGCAGCUAUGGUACCAGUAGCUAGUGUUCUAGUGCAGAGCUAACUGUACUACGUAUAGACUCCAUGGACAAGCUUUUCUACGCACUCUUCUGAAAAGACUGCCAUGGCAUUCCAAGUAAGCAAAACUCGAGAACGAAGCAUUAUUUUGCAAAUCCACGAAUUAAAAUCCAACUAGAAGCCCAUUACAGACCUGCCAACCUCUAAUACUAAAUUUAUUUGGUAAAAUCAAAGAUUGUGCUUGAAAUUAUAUGUUUCUCUAAAUAACUCUUCCAAUAUAAAACAAAAUAGUCUGGUAGAGCUGACAUCAUUGUUUAUUUUGUGGGUUUUGUGCACAUCCUGCCACAUGGCUCAUUGGAUUUUUCAAUAUUACUUCGGUUUGCACCUUUAAUUGGAAUGUUUACAUGUGCAGUAUUUAGAAAUCAAACCGUGGCAAAAGUGUUUUGUGCUUGAAAUUAGACCCCUUAGCCGGGAUACCGGGAAGAGAGACAAUUUUGAGGGAUAUUCCCGGUGGCAAGUAUGCUAUCAGGAGUGUAUGAAGAGGAGUAUCCAACUGUAGCAGUUGUAGUGUAAACCAGGUUUCGGUAUGAGUAUGUCAUACUACGUCACUAUCAGACCGCAUCUUAAGUGGGUGCGUAGGUGUAUAGUGGUUAAUUAAUUUAAAAUGAGCAUACGUCUGCUGUCAGAGGAGGUUGACACGAUCACGUACACCACUUUUUUUGCUGAGCUGGCACAAAAAUUGACAAUGAGUUCUAUGUAAACUUCUAGCUGAUGUUGUGCGGUCAUUAGAGACUGAAGGCAAACUUUAUGUGCCUCUCUGGCUUCUUUUGAUAUAAAACUUUCAUUAACCAACCCGAUCCCCUCUAUUCUGGCGAGUUAUCAGUGCAUACAGUGUUUACUAGAUUCUUGCCAGCCAGUACAAUGCAAGCUAUAGUCUAGCUAAUCUUGGUCCAGCCAGACAACAGACACAGCUAGUCCGGUGUUACAAGUCAGCAAAGCAAGAGUAUCCAUAACUUUUUUAUUACAGUUAUUUGGUAUCUAUGGUAACGUGAGCAGAGACCUUAGGAAUGUCACAUGAUUGAUGACGCGUGGCCAACUUCCUCUGGUCUGCUGUGGUUUGUACCUCCAGCCCCUAAUGCUAUAGAAACUCUUACCUUCACUUCUUAUCCUAGUCUACACAGACACAACACACACACACAGACACACAAACACACGUAUACCUCUCUUGCGCAUGCGCACCGAGGCAUAAUUAAAUAAUAAAAGCACUGCGGGUGCUGAUGCCUCGGUGAGGUGUGCCAAAGCUACAUAACAAAGCUACUAUACACACAUUAUAAUUAUCAUGAUGAACAUUUUUGCAUUAAUUAAUUUUA
Molecule: messenger RNA, 3807 nt
Organism: Halichondria panicea
Lineage: Eukaryota; Metazoa; Porifera; Demospongiae; Suberitida; Halichondriidae
Product: probable serine/threonine-protein kinase DDB_G0271682
Exons: 7
Coding region: 90-1478 (462 amino acids)
Biological process (GO): protein phosphorylation
Molecular function (GO): ATP binding; GTP binding; protein serine/threonine kinase activity
Source: RefSeq, a predicted model, not a curated record